Molecule: messenger RNA, 1311 nt
Organism: Cryptomeria japonica (Japanese cedar)
Lineage: Eukaryota; Viridiplantae; Streptophyta; Pinopsida; Cupressales; Cupressaceae
Product: protein TIC 20-v, chloroplastic
Exons: 2
Coding region: 156-806 (216 amino acids)
Source: RefSeq, a predicted model, not a curated record
UUAAAUAACAUAAUAGAGAAUUUAAAAUGCCACGGGGAUCUUGCGGUAAAUGCAGUCGUGCACGGGACUGGCUCUAAGAUCUAUUUAAUAUCCCACUCGGUAUGUAUGGAUGAGAAGCUGUUGGGCUUCUUGGAAAGCUUUUCUCCACUGCUACAAUGGCGGCUUCACUCUCUUUGGCUGCCUCGUCCCUGUCAAACCUCCAUUCACCAAAAAUUUCAACCGCAUUCGUUUCCACAGCUAAAUUCCUCAGUGUUGGAACGUCAUCACGUUCCGGGUUCGAUUUCCCCAUUCUCAAGAAAUCAAUGGUUGUCCUUUGCAGCGGAAACAACAAUAACACUCCUUCUGUGCCUGCAGCAGACCGAUUGAUUGCAGCAGUUGGGUAUUUUCUCCCCUUCUUCGACGGAGUUCAAUACGGCCGCUUUUUCUUGACGGAAUUUCCUUCGGCACAGCUGCUGCUCGAACCCCUUUUACCGGCCAUAAGAGCAUACCGGAGUUUUCCCUUUGCAAGCAUUCUGGUAUUUUUCGUCUUCUACUUUUCUGUCGUAAGAAACCCCAAUUUAAGUCGUUAUGUGAGGUUUAAUGUUAUGCAAGCAAUUGUGCUUGAUGUUAUCCUCAUUUUUCCUGAAUUGGUGGACCGGAGCUUUGGGUUUGAUGGAGGGCUUGGCCUAAGCCUGUUGAUUAGUUUUGAUAAUACUGUCUUCCUUUUCCUGCUAACUUGCCUUGUCUAUGGUUCGAGUUCUUGCCUUCUGGGUCAGGCUCCUAGAUUGCCCCUCGUUGCAGAUGCAGCAGAUUCACAGGUGCUCUGAAAAUAUAUCGUAAUAUAUGCGAGUUGAUACCAAAUUGGAGAUAUGUACUAAGAAAUUAUUGAUUUAGAGACUACAAUGUUUACCAAGUCUGUAGCACCUUCCUAACUAAGUGUUACCAACGUAGGUGGAUUCUAUGGUCAACAAUUUGUACUUAACCUUUCCCAAUGUGUAAUGAUAAUUUUUUCAGGGAUCCUAAAUGUUUUCCAGUUUAGCAGAUCGUGCUACAAAGCUGUUAUUAACUCAUCUUCUGAAAAAGAGUGGACUUUGAAUUGGGAUUCUUGCAUUAAAAUCAGAUGACAAGCUCCUGGACUCCAAGCAUUAAUGUAAAAACAUUCAAAGACCAAGUUUGACUAAUGAGGUAAAAAGUAACAAGGAAGAUAAUCUGCAAAUGUAUCACAGGUUAACAUCUAUUUUUAGGAUGUACUUAGCCAUGUAUUGAAAUAGCUAAUUGAAGAGCCCAACUCUAGCUUGCUUUCCAUUAAAUGGUUUGUAUUUCUUUGACACA